AAUUCUGUUUUCAUCCAGACAUGCUGGUGUAUACACAGCAGAAGAAGUGGCCCUGAUUAUGCGUGAGAAGCUAAUCCGUUUGCAGUCUUUGUACAUUGAUCAGUUUAAACGACUUCAGCAUCUGCUCAAAGAGAAAAAGCGACGUUACUUACAUAAUCGCAAAGUGGAACAUGAAGCUCUAGGUAGUAGUCUUCUGACUGGCCCAGAGGGACUUUUGGCGAAAGAACGAGAGAACUUAAAGCGUUUAAAAUGUCUUAGGCGGUAUCGUCAGCGCUAUGGAGUGGAAGCCUUACUACAUAGGCAACUAAAGGAACGCAGAAUGUUGGCCACAGAUAGUGCUGCCCAACAGGCCCAUACCACUCGUUCCAGUCAGAGGUGCUUGGCCUUCGUGGAUGAUGUUCGUUGUUCCAAUCAAUCUCUUCCAAUGACCAGACAUUGUCUUACUCAGAAAGAUGCGACUGCCAUUGGUGACCUGUUAACUCUUUACUCUGGUCUAAUGGAGACAGCACUGGACUGAAAAGUGAAGGACCCAGACUCUAGUUAGCUUUGCCAACUUGGAAAUAUAGCCCUUUUCUGCUUUUACCCUUUACAGAAGUUGAUAGAGCUCCCGGAAUGUUUCUGGUGUAAUUCCUUUUUCACAGGCCCUCAUAAGCAAAAUUAUCCCUUUCUCUUUGGGAUCUUAAUAGAACGCCCCUACACUAACACCCCAACCAAUUCCCCUACCCAAAAGUAGGGGGAUGGCCAUUUGUUUUUAUUUCCUAUCAGAAUAAGAUGGCUAGUUACCAUUACUAGAACUUCUAUUUUCUCCCGUUCCUUGCUGCUUUAGGCAAAUUUGUCAUGUAAAUAUUGGAAACGAGUUGAAAAUCUUUGGCAGACUUUUUGCCAGCCUGCUUAACAGAGUGGAGACAACAUUAUCUCUCUUUGACACUUGGUGGAGGCCUCUGCAAGCUGUAUUUGCAAUUGCCAUGACAUGUUUCUUCUGAAUAGGUGUAAAUUCCUAAGAUUGUUGUUGCUCUUCGUUUAACAUUAUGUUUUCACACGUUUUGUGUUUGAUCCUCAUGAGGGAGAACAAGAUUAGUGUCUCUAGUUGAAAAGACUAGGAUCCUGAAAUGUAGAUUGGGGACUAAUUUUAAAUUACUGGUGGAGUUAUAAUUAGAUGCUAGUGAAUGUACUUAUUUUAAGAAGUAACUUUAAAAAUGGCUAACUACAUUUGGUUCUGUAUCAGAUGGAACCAAUUAUCUUGUGUGGUCCAGACCUUGAGGUUUCAUGGCAGACAACUCUUAUAUUUUGUACCUCCGAUCUAUCUAUUU
Messenger RNA from Manis javanica (Malayan pangolin), 1310 nucleotides. The record is from RefSeq and is a predicted model, not a curated record. Lineage: Eukaryota; Metazoa; Chordata; Mammalia; Pholidota; Manidae.